Molecule: messenger RNA, 372 nt
Organism: Pyrenophora tritici-repentis Pt-1C-BFP
Lineage: Eukaryota; Fungi; Ascomycota; Dothideomycetes; Pleosporales; Pleosporaceae
Product: Spo12 domain containing protein
Source: RefSeq, a predicted model, not a curated record
AUGUCUCCCAACGUCCUCAGCGCCCGCUCCACCAACACGCAAGUCAAACCCACGUCGUCACCAGAAAAGGCAGCAGAGAAGGAUGUUAAGAGUCUCGCCUUCCACCGCCAAGUCCUGCAGUCACGCAUGAAAGAUGGCGAACAAGAGCAAAAAUUCGUCUCACCCUCCGACGACAUUAUGAGCCCUGCGACGCAGAAACUGCAAGCUUUCAAGACUAAGCACGCCAUGAAGAAGUCGAAGCCUCAGCUGCUGUUUAAGAAGACGGGUGCUAAGAACUUUGAGCCGUUGAAGGAUGGCAGUGCACUCGUGUUCGCUGAUAUUCCCAAGAAAGUGGCGCAGACGGAUGAGGGUGGAGAUGUCCAGGUUGUGUGA